Eurytemora carolleeae is the source of this 719-nucleotide messenger RNA. It is a transcript of the gene mRpL27, whose product is annotated as 50S ribosomal protein L27. Gene Ontology annotation, molecular function: structural constituent of ribosome. Gene Ontology annotation, cellular component: ribosome; mitochondrial large ribosomal subunit. Lineage: Eukaryota; Metazoa; Arthropoda; Copepoda; Calanoida; Temoridae. The record is from RefSeq and is a predicted model, not a curated record. Gene Ontology annotation, biological process: translation. Bases 28 to 486 code for a protein of 152 amino acids. The transcript is spliced from 5 exons.
AAGAUAUUCCUAAUUCCAGAAUCUAAAAUGUCGUUGUUAAGUUGUUUAUCAGGGUUGGGUAAGAUUGGUGGAUUUAUUCAACCUACCACCAUCUUGGAGAGUUUUGUCAGGGAUGCGAGUAAGAAAGCUGGAAGUUCUACGAGGAAUAGAUGUAGGAAUACCCCUGGUAAAAGAAGAGGAAUCAAGGUCUACGAUGGUCAAAGAAUUCCAAGUGGGAAGAUUGUAGUAUCCCAAUACCGUCUACAGAUCUUACCAGGAUGGAACACUGUGAUGCUACCAAACUGUAAUAUCAUGGCUCUUACUCACGGUAGAGUUAUAAUUACCACAGAGAAGGUUCAACCUAAGCAGGAGGAAUAUGAAAAGCUACCUGCCCGACUAGGAAAAGUUAUGCCGGACCAUCUUCUCCAGGAGAAUAUUUACAAACCACAUAUUCACAUACUUCCUGAUGAACAGCAUCAAUACUUCAAACUCACAGAACAGAUUUAAUCUCGGGCAGAACAUUCUAGAAUUAGCAACAAAAAUCCACCAAAAACCAAGUAUUUUUUAGAAAAUGCACCAAAAACCUACAUUUGACUUGGUAAUGCCCCAAAACCGGCGUUUUUCUAGAAUUGCGCAAUUUUACCUAAAAUCGCCAUUUUGAAAUCUGCAUGUGGUCGUGUAGUUAAACCAUCUGUAGUUAAACUAGCAAACAAGCGAAAAUUCAUUCUUUUUGUUUCAGA